AUGGAAGAUAUUUUCGAUACUAAAUCUCUAGGCGUUGAAUGUUCCCCGAGAUGUGGGAGUUGUCGCUGUGGACGGUGCCCAAUUGGUGGGAAAAGCUUCACAUUGAAGGAGGAGCGGGAAUUAAAUUUGAUCGAGGAAGGAUUGACACAUGAAGGCAAUCAUUGGGUUGCGCGAUACCCUUGGAUUAGGAGCCUGGAUGAUCUACCAAACAACAAAGAAGCAGCUUUGGGAAUGCUUGGGUCUACAGAAAAAAGAUUGCAGAAGAACAAACCGCUUCUGGAAACGUACGAGGAGCAGAUUGAGGAUAUGGUACAGCGAGGUGUUGCAAGGAAACUCACACAAGCAGAAAUUGAAAACUAUGGCGGCCCAGUGUACUAUCUAAGCCACCACGAGGUACUUAACCAGAAUCCACAUCCACGCCUUGUCGAAUAGUCUUCAAUUCGUCAGCGAGGUUUCAGGGACAUUCACUAAAUAACUACUAGGCUAAUGGACCAGAUCUUAUGAACAACCUGCUCGGCAUACUCGUGAGAUUUAGAGAAGGCCCAGUCGCAUUUGUCGGCGAUAUACGGAAGAUGUACCACGCCAUAAAGAUAUCAGUUCUCGAUCAGCACACUCAUAGAUUUCUUUGGCGAGAUGUGUCGCAGGAUAGUGGGACAAGUACUUACGUCAUGACUUCCGUAUCGUUCGGUGACAAACCUGCAAGAAAUGUCGCCACAGUUUCUCUACGCAAAACAGCGGAAAUGCAAAGAGACGAUCUUCCGAAUGCAUCGGAUACCAUCCUCAGCAACACUUACGUUGACGAAAUUGCAGAUAGCGUGGAGACUAUGGUAACAGCACGAGAGACAACUGGUCAAAUUGACGAUUUGGUCAAGGUUGGUGGAUUCCAAAUCAAGCAUUGGAUCUAUUCAUCAGUGAAUGUGAACGAUGACAGCGCAAAUAGAUCACUGGGAAGCAAGUCCGUAUGAGAGAAGCAGAUACAAAAUACAGCUGCAUGCUCUGAAGGGGAUGAACAGAAAGUUCUUGUUGUACGCUGGGAUUCAAAUGGGGACGAAUUUUGUUUCAAAACGCAACUUAACUUUAGCCCAAAGAUUAAGAAACUACGAAUUGAACCAAAUCUCACUGAAGAACAAGUUUCAGCGCUUAUUCCUCCCAUACUAACGAAGCGGAUGGUGUUGUCGCAGAUUAACGGAAUAUACGAUCCACUUGGACUCGCAGCUCCAUUCACCGUGAGGGCAAAGAUACUUAUGAGAAAAUUGUGGAUAGGAGAAUCGAAAGACUUGACCUGGGACGAUCCAAUCCUUGCCUCGUUAAGAGAAGAGUGGUUGCGAUUUUUCAUUGAACUUUUCAACAUGGAAAAGGUCAGGUUUAGAAGAUGGGUGAAACCAGUCGGUGUUGUUGGCAACCCAGCCCUCGUGAUGUUCAGUGAUGGAUCAGACCAAGCAUACGGUACAUGUGCGUAUGUAAGAUGGCAGCUUGAAAAUUGGACUUUUGCUGCCAAUCUUCUAGCAGCAAAGAGCAGGGUCACACCAAUUCGAAAGACGACAAUCGUUAGAACGGAGUUGAACGGAGCGUUGCUUUCGAAAGGCUCAGUGCUUUUAUCAAAAAAGAAUCUCGGCUCAUCUUCGAGAAAUAAUAUUUUUUCGUGGACUCGGAGAUAG
This is a messenger RNA of Paramuricea clavata, 1658 nucleotides long. The record is from the annotation of a GenBank genome assembly. Lineage: Eukaryota; Metazoa; Cnidaria; Anthozoa; Malacalcyonacea; Plexauridae.